This is a messenger RNA of Vicia faba (fava bean), 1458 nucleotides long. The record is from the annotation of a GenBank genome assembly. Lineage: Eukaryota; Viridiplantae; Streptophyta; Magnoliopsida; Fabales; Fabaceae.
AUGAGUACGUUUUCUGACAAUAAAAAGCCACAUGCUGUGUUGAUUCCAUACCCAGCUCAAGGCCAUAUCAAUCCAUUGUUCAAACUAGCAAAACUUCUUCACUUUAGAGGCUUUCACAUAACUUUUGUCAACACUGAAUACAAUCACAAACGCUUGCAAAAAUCGAGAGGUUCCAAUGCUCUUGAUGGUUUCACUGAUUUUUGCUUCGAGACUCUUCGAGAUGGUUUAACUCCAACGGAAGGCGAUGAUGGUGAUGUUACUCAAGACAUACCUUCGCUUUGUAAAUCAAUCAUGAACAACUUCCACCAGUCCUUUGGUGAACUUCUUGCUAGACUUCACGACUCUUCCAUUGCUGGUCUUGUUCCACCAGUUACAUGCUUAGUUUCUGAUUGUUGCAUGCCAUUUACCAUACAAGCUGCUGAACAACAUGCACUCCCAAUCCUUCUCUUUUUCCCAGCAAGUGCGUGCGCCUUGUUAUCUAUUUUGCACUCUCGUACAUUGAUUGAGAAAGGUCUAAUACCACUCAAAGAUGAGAGUUAUUUGAGAAAUGGAUAUUUAGACACCAAAGUAGAUUGUAUUCCAGGAUUGUACAACUUACGACUAAAGGAUCUACCUGACUUUAUUAGAACAACAGAUCCAAAUGAUAUCAUGUUACAAUUCUUAAUCCAUGUGGCAGAUAGAGUUCAUAGAGACUCUACUAUCAUUUUAAAUACUUUUGAUGAACUUGAGAGUGAUGUGCUGCAAGCUCUAUGUUCUAUGGUUCCUUCUCUAUAUAACAUUGGACCAUUACCUUCAUUAUUAAAUCAAAUUGGGCCUAAUCACUUAGCAUCUUUAGGUUCUAAUCUUUGGAAAGAAGAUACCAAUUGUCUUGAUUGGCUUGAAUUAAAGGAACCUGAGUCUGUUGUUUAUGUGAAUUUUGGAAGCAUUACAGUUAUGACUCCAGAGCAACUGUUGGAGUUUGCUUGGGGUUUGGCCAACAGCAAGAAACCUUUUUUGUGGAUCAUUAGGCCUGAUCUUGUAAUUGGUGGCUCAGUGAUUUUGUCAUCUGAAUUUGUCAAUAAAAUUUCAAAUAGAGGUCUAAUAUCAAGUUGGUGUCCACAAGAAAAAGUGUUGAACCAUCCUUCAAUUGGUGGAUUUUUGACUCAUUGUGGAUGGAACUCAGCCACUGAAAGCAUAUGUGCUGGAGUGCCAAUGUUGUGUUGGCCAUUUUUUGCUGAUCAACCAACAAACUGUAAAUUUAUCUGUAAUACAUGGGACAUUGGUAUUGAAAUUGAUACAAAUGUUAAGAGAGAGAACGUUGAAAAGCUUAUCAAUGAAUUAAUGUCAGGAGAUAAAGGAAAGAAGAUGAGGCAAAAUGUCACGGAGUUGAAGAGUAAGGCAUAUGAAAACACUGGUCCUGGUGGUUGUUCAUACAUGAACUUGGACAAGGUUAUUAAGGAGGUAAUGCUUAAAAAAUAA